Molecule: messenger RNA, 687 nt
Organism: Magnolia sinica
Lineage: Eukaryota; Viridiplantae; Streptophyta; Magnoliopsida; Magnoliales; Magnoliaceae
Exons: 1
Coding region: 1-687 (228 amino acids)
Molecular function (GO): nucleic acid binding; RNA-DNA hybrid ribonuclease activity
Source: RefSeq, a predicted model, not a curated record
AUGGAUCCAUUAAAGUACCUGUUCGAAAAGUUAGCAUUAGCAAGAAGAAUCGCGAAAUGGCAAUUACUACUCUUUGAGUUCGACAUCACUUAUGUGACUCAAAAAGCAAUCAAGAGGCAAGCACUGGCUAACCACCUAACAGCACAUUCCCUGCCCGAUUAUCAACCGUUGAAGUCCUUCUUCCUUGAAGAGGACAUCCUCCUUAUCAAGGAAGAAGAAGAAAGGAAGGCAGAAGACUGGACCCUCUUCUUCGACGGAGCCUCCAAUUCAAAAGGGAGCGAAGUAGGAGCAAUUCUUUACUCCCCCGACAAUGUCCCAAUUCCCAUCUCCAUGCAUUUAGCAUUUAAUUAUACAAACAAUAUGGCUAAAUAUGAAGCAUGCAUCACUGGUCUAAAAGAAGCCAUCAUCCUCAACCUAAAAAGGUUGUGGGUCUUCGGAGUUAAACAACUCAUCAUCAAUCAUACAAAUGGUGAAUGGAGGACCAAAGAUGAAAAACUAAUCCCUUAUUACAUCCUCGAAAACUUGAUCAAGGAGUUCAAUGAGGUCACAUUCUCAUACAUGCCCCGAGUUAAGAAUCAGUUCGUAGAUGCACUCACCACCCUCAUGUCAAUGCUAGAGAUUCCCAAAGCAAUUUUCAACUGGGAACUUACUGUGGAGCUUCAAAAGGAGCCUGCCUUCUGCCUGUAA